CUCUCUAACAUCGUUCGCAGAAAAAGCUUUCUUUCUCUCUCUAGCGUUCGUUUCUCUCUCUCUCUCUCUCUGCAAGAGCAUUGUUUGUGUGUGUGUGUGUGUAAGGAUCUGCAGCAUUUCCCCAUUUCGUCUCUGAGCUUCAACUCUGCUUCAACAAUGGACACCCCUUCCGAAGACUUCUCCGAUUCCUCUCCGCCCCCCGACUCCAACGGCGGCGACCAGCGUGUCUACUUCGUCCCUUACAGGUGGUGGAAGGAUGCACAUGACUCGUUAUCGGGUGAAUCGAAUGGGAAGAAGGGCAUUGUGUAUGUGGCCUCUCCGGCUCUAUCUUAUGGCGGUCCCAUGAAGUUGAUCAAUAAUAUCUUCAAUUCAGAUCUUGCGUUCAGUCUGAGGAGAGAGGAGGAUGCUGUGCAGGAUGGCGAGAAUGGUGAAGUGGGUGUCUCCGGGAGGGACUUUGCAUUGGUCUCUGGUGAAAUGUGGGUGCAGGCAUUGAAGUGGUAUAGUGACUCUAAAGUUUCUCAGAAGGAGAAUAGGAGCUUCUCUGCAGCCGAGGAUGAUAUUUCAGAUGUUUAUCCCAUUCAAUUGAGGUUGACUGUAAUGAGAGACUCCUUGGCUGUAAGAGUAUCCAAGAAAGAUAAUGCUGCAGAGCUUUUCAAAAGAGCGUGUAAGAUUUUCAGUGUGGAUACUGAGCUGAUGCGAAUCUGGGACUUUUCUGGACAAACAACUCUAUUUUUCUUGAGCGAUAAUAGUAGGUUCAUGAAAGACUGUCCACGACAGGCAGAUCAGGAGGUUCUUCUAGAACUGCAAAUUUAUGGUUUGUCAGAUUCCAUAAAAUGCAAAGAAGGGAGGAAAGAAGAUAAAGGAUCACAUUAUUGCAAUGGAAACUCAAUUUUGAUGAAUGGGAGUGCUUGCAAUGGGAGCUCUGACACUGUUCGCUUUUUCAAAAACUCUGGAGAAGCUGGUUCUUUGGGAUUGGCGGGAUUGCAAAACCUUGGAAAUACUUGCUUUAUGAACAGUGCUCUCCAGUGCUUGGCACAUACGCCAAAACUUGUUGACUAUUUCCUUGGAGACUAUGCGAGGGAAAUAAAUCACGAAAAUCCUCUUGGCAUGGACGGCGAGAUUGCUUUAGCAUUUGGAGAUUUAUUAAGGAAGUUAUGGGAGCCUGGGGCAACUCCAGUUGCACCAAAAACAUUCAAAACGAAGCUUGCUCGAUUUGCUCCUCAGUUCAGUGGAUAUAAUCAGCAUGAUUCUCAGGAACUCCUUGCUUUCUUACUGGAUGGUCUUCAUGAAGAUCUCAACCGCGUAAAGUGCAAGCCUUAUGUAGAAGCCAAGGAUGCAGAGGAUCAACCGGAUGAAGAAGUAGCUGAUGAAUACUGGGAUUACCAUUUGGCUCGAAACAACUCUAUCAUAGUCAAUGUGUGCCAAGGUCAAUUUAAAUCAACAUUGGUUUGCCCUUUAUGCAAAAAGGUCUCUGUCACUUUUGAUCCAUUUAUGUAUCUAUCGCUACCAUUACCUUCCACAACAACGCGGACGAUGACUCUCACAGUUGUUAGUCUUAAUGGAAGUGCUAAGCCUACUCCUUACACCGUCACUGUGCCAAAGAAUGGAAAAUUUGAAGAUCUUAUCCAAGCACUUAGCAUGGCAUGUUCGUUGGGCAUUGAUGAGACCCUUCUGGUAGCUGAGGUAUACAAUAAUCGCAUCAUUCGAUUCUUAGAGGAUGCUUCUGAUUCUUUGAAGUUAAUUAGAGACGAAGAUCGGCUUGUUGCAUAUCAGUUAGCUAAAGACAGUGAAGAAGCCCCUUUGAUUGUGUUCACGCAUCAGACAAUGGAUGAGCACUACAUCCCUGGAAGUUUAACUGCACCACACAAGGGGAUUGGAAUUCCUCUUGUUUCUAGACUCGGUUCUUCUGUAAAUGGCUCCGAUAUUCGCAAUAUUUAUAUAGAAUUGCUCAGUCAAUUCCGAAAACCUAGCGAAGAUGCUUCGAGCAACAGUGCUGAUGUACAGAGCACUUCUGUGAAAGAUCCCACCUCCACCCCAACAGAGGAUGCCUCGUCUCCUGUCUCGGAUGCAGAAGUUGAUUCCUCUGCUAAUGAAAGGGUUGAUUUGGAGUUGGACAGUGAAUACCAGUUUUACAUGACAGAUGAGAAGGGCAUAGCCCGAGAAUCAAGGAUUAUAAUGGACGAGCCAGUUGGGCCUGCAGGAACAUCUGGCCGGUUGAAUGUUCUGGUUUGUUGGCCUGAAAAACUUAUAAAAGAGCACGAUACUUCUCUCUUUAGCCCGUUAACUGAGAUUUUCAAAUCCGGGUUCUUUGCAACAAGACCUCAGGAGACUGUCUCCUUGUACAAGUGCCUUGAAGCAUUCCUAACCGAGGAGCCACUCGGGCCAGAAGACAUGUGGUUUUGUCCCAGAUGUAAAGAACACCGACAAGCUAGUAAGAAGUUGGACCUUUGGAGGUUGCCAGAGAUUCUCGUUAUUCAUUUGAAGAGAUUCUCCUACAGCCGUUACUUGAAGAACAAGCUAGAGACGUACGUGGACUUCCCCAUUGAUGAUCUCGAUCUAUCAACUUAUGUUGCCAGCAAGAAUAUUCAUCAAUCGAGCCGGUACACUCUUUAUGCGAUAAGUAAUCACUACGGAAACAUGAGGGGCGGUCAUUAUACUGCAUUCAUACAUCAUGGGGGUGAUCGGUGGUACGACUUUGACGAUAGCCAUGUUCGUCCCAUCAGCGUGGACAAAAUCAAGACUUUGGCAGCUUAUGUUCUUUUCUACAGAAGAGUGGUAGAAGAGUAAUGGCCAAGGAGUAGAGCCACAUAGUAGGAAGUUUUGGAAUGACGCCAAACCCCAGAUUUUGUCUCCUGAGGUUUGUAGCAGAUUUUUGCGUUUUUCUACAGAUUAUUUCUUUCGAAGAUUAGCAUUCUUUGGUUGCUUGGGGUUUUAUGGUCUCAUGGUCGAAGAUGGAAGAGGGAGACAGAUACCGAGCUUUCAAGGUAACAAGGAAGCGCAUGUAACAUAGUAGCCAAUUAAGCAACAGAAGGGGGCAAGGCAGCAUAGUACAGUGACUACAAUUCUUUCUACAGCUUUAACACAUUCCAAACAUCGAUUUUGUGUUCGAGUUUGUAGCUGAGUUAAGGUUUUUCGCGACUUGUGGGGACUUUUUUUUGUGUCAAUCCCAUCUGGCUUGUAAGGGAACAAACUUUAGGAAUAGUUAAUAGUUAAUGGCAGGUUUGAGUUCUUCUGUGGUAUUGAUAUGGAGGAGGCUGGUUGGUGAAUUUCUUCAUGGAAUUAGCCUCUUUCUAUUUAUUUAUUUAUUCAUUAUUGUGAAAUAUAGUCAUUAUUAUUUAUGCUAAUA
Punica granatum (pomegranate) is the source of this 3346-nucleotide messenger RNA. The record is from RefSeq and is a predicted model, not a curated record. NCBI's taxonomy places the organism in Eukaryota, Viridiplantae, Streptophyta, Magnoliopsida, Myrtales, Lythraceae.